AUGACAAAUGACACUAGUAAAUUAAAUAGUACAUCAGCAAAUAAUAAAGCACGUCCAUGGAUUCAAACUGGCCGAUUUGAAUUUGAAACCGUAUGUCGAUCGACGUUGUGUCCAAAAGAAUGGCUUCAAGUAGAGAAGAUUCAUGUGUGUGAAUGUUGUUUGAAGACAACGAUUCAUGAAACAUCUGCACGGCGUCAUCGGACAAAAUGCACACAGACACAUCCUCCCGGUUGUGUUAUUUACAGUCAAAAUGAUGUAAAUAUCUUUGAAGUGCUUGGUUGGAAAGCACAAACUUACUGCGAGGAUUUAUGUUUGCUCGCCACAUUAUUCAUCGAGAGCAAAGUUGAAAUCAAAAACGUCCAUCGGUUUCGUUUCUAUGUCUUAGCUGUUUCCCAUAGCGAAAACCAAUACCAUUUCGCUGGCUUCUUUUCUAAACUUCAAUUUCAAGAAAGACUCAAUCUUUCAUGCCUUCUCAUCCUACCACCAUAUCGCAAUCGAGGCUUCGGAAGUCUAAUGGUUCAUAUCAGUUAUGCGUUUAGUCACUUAGCCAACGUUCAUACCGGCACACCGGAACGUCCUCUGUCCACUCAAGGUUUACUCUGCUAUAGAAAGUAUUGGAAAUCGAAAAUCUUUGACUAUCUUCUUACUAAAACAAACGAAGACCAACUUGCAAUCAACAGUAUUAGUAAAGCAACAUCGAUUUCGACGUGUGAUAUUAUUGAAACUUUAGCAUCACUGAACAUGAUACGAAUGUUAGAAAAGGACAGAUUGAUUAUCUAUCGUUCUCAAGAAUUACUUGAUGAGUAUGUAGAAAAAUCGAGAGAUGCUCAAGUCCGACCGGAAGUCGUUACCUUCGAUUCGAAGUACUUCAAGAUCAAAUCAACAUCGAUUACCUUACCAUUUGAAAACAAAUGUAAACGUCUAAAAUUCGAUGAUGAUGAAACAGCGAUGACAUUUUUGAAUUAUUAUCCAUCGUCAAAAACAGAUCAGCAAUCAGAUUAA
Adineta ricciae is the source of this 1002-nucleotide messenger RNA. The record is from the annotation of a GenBank genome assembly. NCBI's taxonomy places the organism in Eukaryota, Metazoa, Rotifera, Eurotatoria, Adinetida, Adinetidae.